Messenger RNA from Rhopilema esculentum, 4279 nucleotides. Its product is annotated as multicopper oxidase 3. Gene Ontology annotation, molecular function: oxidoreductase activity; copper ion binding. The record is from RefSeq and is a predicted model, not a curated record. Gene Ontology annotation, biological process: iron ion transport. Lineage: Eukaryota; Metazoa; Cnidaria; Scyphozoa; Rhizostomeae; Rhizostomatidae. Gene Ontology annotation, cellular component: plasma membrane.
CCUGCCACAACCAGCAUGUGAAGAUUUUCUUUGUAAAAUGCAUUCCAAUGGACAUGUAAGAUCGACAAAUAGCAAAAGAUCAAUUAAAAGUUAAGAGAAAUAACGAAAGAAAAAGAUGCAAUGACGGAGAUUGACGCGAUCAACUGAGCCAUCCAAAAUGCUGUGUCAGGUUAUUGCAGUCAUCAUUGCGAGCCUUCUGGUUCAACCCGUCUCGUCUCAGGGCAAGUACACAAUCUGCAACCCAAAUUUUGAAUUCUGUGAAUAUUGGUUGGUACUAGAAGAAAGACUGACAAUGGUGCACAACUCUGACCUGGUUUAUGGUCAUGGGGGUUUUCUCUAUAAAUAUCACGAUCAUUGGACAAACGCAACCAGCACUGUGCCUCCUGAUGAGGUCAUCAUCACUGAUGGAAAUCAACGAAUGGUAUUGGCCUUCAACAACUCCGUUCCGGGUCCGCCUAUUAUCAUUUACGAGGGGCAAACUGUUGUAGUUCAUGUCAAAAACAAGUUUUUAAGCGAUAGUGCUGCUAUACACUGGCAUGGUAUUCACCAAAAGGGCACACCUUGGAUGGAUGGAGUGGCCUACAUAACACAGUGUCCCAUUGGACCUGGACAGACAUUCACAUACAAGUUCAAGGCUGAGCCUAAAGGAACAUAUUGGUACCACUCUCAUGUUGGUGCUCAACGAACAAAUGGAGCUUAUGGUGCAUUUAUUGUGAAAGAAAGACCAAAGGACGGAAUUAUCGAGCCUCGUGACAUGGUCAUGACAGUUGGAGAUUGGCAUCACCAUGAUUCAUCAGAGGUCUAUGUUAGAAUGGUGUACGGAAAUUUCAUUGAUAAUAAAAAAUACAAAACGACCACUACACUCGACGGUGGAAAAUUCAGUGGGGUGCCGUGGGUGUCUGGAAUGAUUGAAGGGAGGGGCAGAUACUAUGACCCUGAAACAGGUAUUCCUAAUGAAGUUCCGCUAACUUGGUACAAUGUUAGCAAAGGAGAGACAGUACGUUUUCGAGUGAUAGGCGUUGGAGCAAUAUAUCCAAUGAGAAUAUCGGUGGAUGACCACAAUCUGACAGUCAUAUCUUCAGAUGCAUUUGACAUUGAGCCCAUAGUCGUAGAAUCUUUCAUUAUCAACCCAGGAGAGCGAUUUGAUUUUCUGUUAACAGCCGAUCGACCCAUUGGCAACUAUUGGAUUCGUGCAGAGAGCAUGGAGAACAAUGUUGUCAACCACACGGUCGAGGCUAUACUGCAUUAUAGAGAGGCUGAGAAAAAUGAGCCGACAUCAAAGCGAGCCAAAUGCACCCAAGAAAACAUUUGCGUUGUGCUCAAUUGCCCUUUUCUCUAUUUUCCGACCGGAUAUUUUACAAAGUGCCUUACAUUCCACGACACCAAGGCAAAAGACCCUGAACCGACUCCGGUCUUCGAGGAGGGCGAUUCGCAAGAGGUCUUUUUGAAUUUUCAUUUUCCGGGAGUCAAUGUAACACCAGGUGCGGUAAAUGGCCGCAGUUUCCAAAUGCCGGGAAUUUCCUCACUGACCCAGUCCGAUCAAAUUGCUGAAAACUUCGAUUGCAAGAAUAAAAACUGCGGCGUUGACAAAGUAUGUUUCUGCCACUUUGGACUUGAUUUACCAUACGACAAGACCAUUCAAAUGGUUUGGAUCAAUAUGGGUCGAGGAAAGGGCUGGUCGCACCCCGUCCAUAUUCACGGGCAUAGUUUCUACCUGCUGAAAAUGGGAUACCCAGCGUAUGAUCAAUCAACCGGUCAAUUAACUGCGGACAAUCUGGACAUUGAUUGUGGUGGUGAUCCCAAAAUUAACUUCUGCAAUGAAGCAAGGUGGGCUAGACCUGAAUGGAGAGGUGGAAAUAUUCCUGGACUUAAUCUGAAAAAUCCACCAAGAAAGGAUUCAAUCAUUGUGCCCACUGGUGGGUACGUUGUUUUAAGGAUACGGUCUGAUAACCCUGGAAAAUGGUUCUUGCAUUGCCAUAUUGAAGUGCAUGCAUUAGAUGGUAUGGCAAUGGUUGUAAACGAGGCAGUAGACCGCAGUCCCAGUCCGCCUAAGGGAUUUCCCGUUUGCCAGCACUUUUAUAAUGAUCCGAGCAGAGACUUGCAGUUCAUUACAGAAGACGAAGCAGAUUCAUCAAAUGAAACAUUCUGGCGUCGACACGUCAUCACAAUUGUCAUAGCAUCUACCCUCGGAGUGGUGAUCUGCGUCCAGUUUAUAUUCAUAUACUUCAGUCUGAGUCGCCAAAAAGAGAGCGAGCUUGAAAAGCCGAAAAUGUGCGCAAAACACACAGCUGAGGUUCAUUCUACAAAAGGAACCCUUGCGAAGGAAAUUGAGGAGGAGAUUGGGACUGCGCAGCGGCGGAUGAAAAAGAACUGAAGCUAAAUUGUUCAAACGAAAGAAGUCAGUAAAAAGAAUUUGGUGGCCAUCUGGAUCUUCUAUAUGUUUUCAAUGAAGACAGCCAAAGAGUAACUGCGUUGAAAUUUGCAUCGACAGUGGUUCUAAAACUUAAGUUAAGACAUUUCAUCUGAGAGAACUUUUAUCUGACUUAAAUAAAGAAAUCAUUAUAAGAUGCGUUCCCUACUGGAAUGAAGAUUUUGCCAAGAAGUCGUUUUAAGUUUUUUCAAAAUUAGAUCGAUUAUGAUAACUGGAUGGAUCAGGUCUCGCACAGAGAAUUGACACUUUGGAAAUUUGAACGUUAUAGUGCCUUGAAGGGUCAAAAUCUUUAAAUAACAAAGAACUUCCAACCUCUUCGAAAAGGCAAAUGACUAUUUUGACGAGAGAAUUUCUAAUUGAUCCUUGCUUCAACAGACAAAUUAAAAACCCGAAUUAGAAACCUUGAAAGCUCGGGUAUACCAGUUUCUAGACCAAUGCGUAGAUGAUAAUUCGAUAGCAAACGAUUUUUCAAAUAGAGAACAGCCUUCGUCCAGUUGCAUUAAGUAAAAUAUGUGGAUACAUCGGAAUAAAAUCUUGCAUCUGUCACAGCUUAUUCAUUUAGUGUGAAAGCAAAAGCCAACUUCAGCUCAGCAACUAUGCAUCAAUUCUACAUAAUUUGGAGAGAGGAUAAAGGUUCUCAAGCGAUAAAUUUUGAUAGGAUCAAGAUUUACAACAAGGUCCAAAAGACAGAGAUAAACGCUGAUUAAGUUCCCUUGCAAAAUCGAAAAUUUACAUAGACAAAACAAAAUAAAAAAGCAACAGAAAACGAGAGAUAAGGUUGCUAGAAAAAGAUCUUUGAUUUCUUAUAAUUGAAAACAGGAUUUUUUAAUUCUGGCAACACCUGAUAACCUUUAAAUGUUAUUAAGGAUAUCAACGUCAAAAGAGAUUGAUGAAAUUGUUUUGUUAUGGGUUGCGUCACACUUAUAUGGAUGGGUGUGUUAUGUAGAAUUUAGAAGAUAGUCAGACACGUGCUCGUUAGCAAUACAUCGAGAUAAGCUUAACAUCCACUAAGCUAUCAUAUUUGCAAUACGUUUUCGAACUUCUUGAAUAAAAUGUCUGCUUUUGUCUAGACAUCCCAAGAUAAGGAAAGGAACGGGCUUUAUAAAUCUAAGUUAUCUUCUACAAACAAAUGUUCAACGGGUUGAUAAUUAUGGUGGCACGUCGUACUUUUCGGUACUUUGCUAAGUCUCGCUAAGAUAGAACAAUAGCACUUAUCGUCUAUUAUUUUGGUAUGUUUUUACAACCGACGAUGUCGUUGCUUUUCAGGCUACGUUCACACUACUCCGUAUUCGUUUCGCUCCGUUUUCGUUGAUGAAAACGAUGUCCGUUCAUACAAUCCGUUUUCAUAUGAAUACGCUGUGAAUACGAUAUGUGUUCACACUACUCCAACAAAAACGCUGUUGGUGGCCUCAUUUUUGGAAAGAGGCGUUCACGAAUCCUCAACAAAUUGGCGUCAUUAUAAAUGAAAUUAAAUAAAAGUGAAUCGUGAAAAACUUUGUUGUAACAGCUACCAGUCCAUUGCAGAUUCUCAAUUUCAAAAUUUUUGAGAUUUGGUGUGCUACAAAGCACGUAAUUUGUUGCCGAUGUUAGCGUAUUCAAAUGUCUCCGUUUUUGGUGUUCACACUGAAAACGGAGCGUAUUCAAUACGCACAGUAUUCGAAAGUAUCCGUUUUCAUUAGCGUUUUCAAACGACUCCGUUUUAAUAGCAGAGUAGUGUGAACGCCAGGCAAAAACGGAUUAGUUUGACUCCGUUUUCAUUUGAAAACGGAGUAGUGUGAACGGGCCCUUAGACUCAACUCAUGUUCUGUUUGUCUGGCUUCAAGAUAGAUAUUGAUGUAUUUACAAAAG